Molecule: messenger RNA, 1926 nt
Organism: Theobroma umbraticum
Lineage: Eukaryota; Viridiplantae; Streptophyta; Magnoliopsida; Malvales; Malvaceae
Product: leucine-rich repeat protein 1-like
Source: RefSeq, a predicted model, not a curated record
ACAAAGGUUUUGAUUCCCUGCUUCCAAUGCUUUUAACAAAGUAGCAAACCAUAUCUCCAAAAACGCACAUUCUCUCACUCUCUCUCUCUCUCUCUCUCUCUGAAACCUGAAUAAUAUAUUGCAGUUGUUAGCAUCUUGAGACUUGACUCUUCUUAAAUCUCUGAUUCUGACCAAGGUACCAUGAACUUCCUGGCGCUGUUGCUAAUGGCGAUCCCUAGUCCAGUUCAUGUCGUUCUUGUUGUUACUCUGUUGAGCACUUUGGCACCGACAAGUGCAAAUGUGGAAGGGGAUGCUUUGUAUGCUUUGAGGAGAGCUGCGAAGGACCCGGAAAACGUGCUGGAGAGUUGGGAUCCAACAUUGGUGGAUCCUUGUACUUGGUUUCAUGUUACCUGCGAUGGUGAUAAUCGAGUUACACGUCUAGACCUUGGAAAUGCAAAGCUGUCGGGCAGUUUAGUACCCGAGUUGGGAAAGCUGGAGCGUCUUCAAUAUCUGGAACUGUACAUGAACAACUUGGUGGGUUCCAUACCAGAGGAAGUUGGAGGACUCAAAAGCCUAGUGAGCUUGGAUCUCUACCACAACAACCUUACUGGGUCCAUCCCUGCUUCACUUUCCAAGCUCUCUAAUCUAAAGUUCCUGCGACUGAAUAGUAACAGACUGAGUGGAAGAAUACCAAGACAACUUACAAAACUUGGAAAUCUAAAGAUCCUUGACGUAUCCAACAACGAUUUGUGCGGCACCAUCCCUACCUCCGGCUCCUUCACUAGGUUGUCAGAGGAAAGUUUCACGAACAACUCGAGACUGGAAGGACCAGAGCUGAUGGGAUUUGUGAGAUACGAUACAGGAGGGUGCAAAUGAUGCCCAGCAAUGACUCUUUUUGCCAGUUCCAUAUAUUGUCUCUUUAUAUGGAAGGGUUGUGUUAUAUACUAGUUAUUGCUUGGCACGUAAUAGCAGUAAAGACUACUUGUAGCAAGUAGUCGUCAUCUUUAGGAGUCAAGCCUAAGCCAAUUGUAUCUCCUUUUGCUUGCUGCAAUAUGGAGUUGUUCAUCCACUCUGCAUCUACUCCUUUGGAUUUAUCAUUUUAUACUAUCAGACAGUAAGUAUUCGUCACAUUCAUCCGCAUAGGAAAAAAGAGCUGAAACAUUCUAAUUGCUUUCUUAUCCACAGCACAAUCAUACUUUUCAAUGUGCUUGGGCACAAAUUGCAGUGACAGAUGUUGAGAAUCACCAUCCCCUUACAGAAACUAAUAAAUGUUGUAGAGCUUCAUAAAUCCGGCAGAAGAUCUUCUGGAGCUCAGCAUUGGACAAGGUUUUCUCUCUACCCUUCCAACUUAUCCAAUGCCCCUAACUGAAAAUACUAACGCGAUUCAAUUGUCCUAUAUCAAUAUUUGGACUAUAACUCGUAACCUGCAGGUUAAAAUUAGGGAGACCUUCCCCAUUAGCGAAUGCAAAUGAAAGAGAAAGGUAUAAAAUUCAAAAUUACUCAUUCAACAGUGCUGACCUGCUUUUGAUUUUCAUUCUAAAACCGCAAGGGAACUCAACUCAUCGGAAUCAAUAACAGUAAUAACAUUUUGUGCAUAUAUAUAGGUGUGCAGUGAUUAGGUUUUGUUUGGUGGUAUCAACUUUCACUAUCUACGUUUUACUACAAUGUACAUAACAAGCUUUGUUAUAAUACAAAGGAAAGAGCAAAAUGGAAAAAGGAAACUCAUUAGUUAAACGGGAGAAAGUAACUAAAAAGUUACAUCCAUCCAGGCAAGAUAAAUGUACAUUCAAUCAGAGGCAUAUUUUCAAAAGCCUGUUAAAGUCAAACCUUUAGAAAAUAAAAUAUUCAAACUAAAUGUGUCCCAAUUCAAUCAUUACCUAUUGCAUUAACUAAUUUGAAACCAAAAGAAACCUUAUUUGUCCCGCAAUGGCAGUAUUCCAGAUUUAA